UCAUUCGAUUUUUUCCGUCAAACAAUUUUGUACAAUUAUAUUUUUUCAUCCUCAAAAUUAUCCGUUGUUAAAGAAUAAAAAAUAUUAAUAUUAAUAACUUUAACAUAAAGAAAUGUCUGCUGGUGCUAAAAUUGCUUUGGCCCUGUCCGUUGGGUUUUCAGUGAGCGUAAUUGGUUAUGUACAUUACAAACAAAGCACUGACCGCGCGCGCCUGCACGAGGGUGUGGUACGCGAUAUUGAACGCCAGCAGCGUCGCAAAACUGAAAAUACAUACUUACUCCAAAAACAAAUCGACCUCACUAAACAGCUUAAGGACAUGGAAGCGUCAGAUAAAAAUUCCGAAUUAAAUCAGAAUUCCAACGUUCAAUAACUAAUUCUACUUUUUUUAUUCUAAAAUUAUAUUAUUAAAAACAGUAAUAAUAAAACUCAAAUCUAGUUCUAGUUAA
This is a messenger RNA of Anastrepha obliqua, 446 nucleotides long. RefSeq names its product protein PET117 homolog, mitochondrial. The transcript has 2 exons. Gene Ontology annotation, cellular component: mitochondrion. The record is from RefSeq and is a predicted model, not a curated record. Gene Ontology annotation, biological process: mitochondrial respiratory chain complex IV assembly. The coding region runs from base 113 to 370 and encodes 85 amino acids. Lineage: Eukaryota; Metazoa; Arthropoda; Insecta; Diptera; Tephritidae.